GAUAACGGAGCCCAAAUUAUCAAAAGAACUUCGGCUACACUCUCUAUACAUCAAGUUUUACAUAAACAUAUGUUCGAAAUUAGCGAUUGCAGAAAAAGGCACGGAAGAAGUAAAACAAACGUUUGCUGGUGUAAUGGCGUCUGGUGGAACAACUGAACCUGAAAAGGCGAAGUCAUAUGAAAAUUAUUUACAACUUGAAAAAGUUUUAGGAGGUGUAAGACGAUUGAGCGAGGUAAACAAUGAUCCGGCUCAUGACGAACAUCUCUUUAUUGUUAUUCAUCAAGCGUUUGAGUUAUGGUUUAAGCAGAUGCUAUUUGACUUGGAGUCUAUUAUAGGAAUCUUUGACAGUAAGCCAGGACGUGAGGAGAAGCAUAUGUUGACCAUAACUCAGAGAUUGGAAAGAAUUGUACUCAUAUGGAAGUUACUGAUCGACCAGUUUUUCAUAAUUGAGACUAUACCACCAUUGAAUUUCUUAGAAUUCAGACAUCACCUUGGAUCAGCAUCUGGGUUUCAGAGUUUGCAAUUUAGGCUGCUUGAAAAUAAAUUUGGAAUUCGAGAUGAAGACAGAAAAAAAUAUGCCAAUAAAACCUAUAUUGACAUGCUAGAUGCAGAGAGUUCAAAAGAUAAACUGAGAGAAUCAGCUAAAGACAAAACGUUGUUAAGCGUUGUUCAGAUAUGGCUUGAAGGUAUGGACGAUAUUGAUUCUGAAUUCUGGCAGCGCUAUACAAAGGCAGUUGAAUAUAGUGGAAACCAGGCUUCAUUUGAAGGUGUUGUUGACAAAGACAAGUACGAAAGUGAUCGUGUGAACGGAAUAAGACGAUUGAGUCAUAAAGCCUUUAAGGGUGCACUACAGAUUUCUCUGCUGAGAGACGAACCUGGUUAUUGUCUGCCGUAUAAAGUCCUCACCCUUCUUACUGAUGUAGAUGGUUUGAUCAUGAAGUGGAGAUGUGAGUUUGACUUCUUUUAA
Mytilus trossulus (common blue mussel) is the source of this 967-nucleotide messenger RNA. Its product is annotated as tryptophan 2,3-dioxygenase-like. Lineage: Eukaryota; Metazoa; Mollusca; Bivalvia; Mytilida; Mytilidae. The record is from RefSeq and is a predicted model, not a curated record. Bases 134 to 967 code for a protein of 277 amino acids. The transcript has 11 exons. Gene Ontology annotation, molecular function: heme binding; L-tryptophan 2,3-dioxygenase activity; metal ion binding.